AUGAACGUGUCUGAACUGGGUGCCGCCGCUCGCAAUAGCUUGUCUCGCUCACCGGUCUCCAAUGGAGGUAGCGACGGAGGCGGAGGGGGCGGCGGUGGCGACUUCCGCAACCACAUGUCUUCGUCACAGCACGCUACCGCCUAUCAUAUCCUGAACGGCCGUAUGUCCCCCUCGUCGUCAACGCCCAUCGGCUUUGCGUCGGUCACCUACGCGACCCUGACGCCACUGCAGCCGUUGCCGCCCAUCUCCACCGUUACCCAGAACGACAAGUUCAACGUCGCCGGUGCUGCUGGCUUCGCAUUUGUCGGUCAGAAUUCGUUGAACGAGUUUGUGGCUGCAGCAGCUGUACCUGGAUCCCAGUCCGGCGGAGGCGGCGAUGGCGUCGGAGGAGGUUAUAGUUUGAACUUGAAGUACGAUUACGACGUGAAACCUCCGACUGCCGCUACCACUAUCCGCCUUUCGAACAUGUCCCGCUAUCACAUGCCGUCCACCGGCUCCCAGGGCCAACAAGACUUUAACUCAUACCACUACGGACCACUCUGUCAGGGUCUACACUUGCCUCCACAUUCCUCCAGUCCGGUGAUGGUCACCGUGCAGUCAGUGAAUGUAAAUAAUGGGGCACCCGGCGGUCGACAGUCCAUGACCACCAGUGGUGGCGGCGUCGUCGACCAGUUAUCCACCGGGGCUGCCGCCAGUCAACAGACGACCAGGGACCAGGGCGGCAAAGCCCCGGCUUCCAAAGCGGCGGCGUAUCACCAUUCGACGUCACACACCCACUCGCAACCGUCUUCCAAUGGCGAGCCCGAGUUCCAACGUAUGUCCGCCCUCAGGCUGGCAGGUAAUCACAUCCGCCUUCUUAUGCGUACACUUGAUCUCCUCAAAACUUUAAAACGCUCUAACGCGGUUCAUGUACGGUCGAUAUACAAGUUUCGGUCGCUUGGACGACGACUACCUGCAUAUCACCUUCCUUGCACAACUUUUAUCACAGUCCCUGUUUAUCGAUUUUGCACGAUAACUCGUGUACGUUCUGCUUCCGGUAACGAAAGCAAAGGAACACACGUUCAGAGUCGCAAAGCUAUUGCCCUACUGUCUCUCGACGGGGUUGGCGAUCUGUAG
Messenger RNA from Soboliphyme baturini, 1116 nucleotides. The record is from the annotation of a GenBank genome assembly. Lineage: Eukaryota; Metazoa; Nematoda; Enoplea; Dioctophymatida; Soboliphymatidae.